AUGGCAUUUACAGAGCCCCUCACACGCACCCUCUCCAACGAGUCCACCCGCUCUUCCUCGCACUCACAUCCACUGUCCGCAGUGUCCUCCUCGGCAUCCUUGUCAAAGAAAGCACGACAAGCCGAGAUGGACAGCAGCGGCAGCUUCGGUGAAGUCGAACGCGCUAGCAUUUCCAUGCCCCCGCCGGCUCCAAAGCCUAUCUCCCGCUACUCCUACCAAACUUCUUCACGCCGCGGGUCAAGAAUUUCUGACAGCCACUGGCUUAGCCCGCUACAUGCAGAGUACGCCGCGGACGACUUCGUAGCCAGUAGCGACGACGCAAUGGCGCUCCCCGAGGACGCGGAUGCCGCUGUGCAAGGUACGCUCUCGGGCACGAUCCGGCGGCCGAGUAUGGAAAGUGGACGCAUGAGCUUCUCUUCGUUGUAUGGACGUGGGUCAACUGCUCCUAGCUCUGUUGCUGGAGGCUCCGAGCCAGACGUCGCCAUGAGGCACGAACUCGCUGAUCGUAUUCGGACUGCGGUUCAUCGAGACCAUGUCACGACCUCCAUGCAGAAUGGCUCUCUUUCGCCCUCCUUCAGUGGCGGCAGUCUGCACAACUUGGCAACAUCUGCACCGGCUGCAGCUCCAAUCUCACCACCAUCCGGAACCACUGUUCGUAGCACAGGCGGGCGUACUAGGGGCCGUACACCUGGUGUAUCAAGACGAGUCUCAACCAGUGGGCAGAACUCUGCCUCGCCCUCCGCCGAUCGAAGUCUCGCAAGCAAUCCGAACCGCAUUGGUACUAUCGGUAUAUGCGCCCUCGAUAGCAAGGCCCGAUCGAAACCAUCACGGAACAUCCUCAACAGAAUGCUUGGCAAGGACAACGAGUUCGAUGUCAUCAUCUUUGGCGAUAAAGUGAUCUUGGACGAGAGUGUAGAGAAUUGGCCUGUGUGCGACUUCUUGAUUAGCUUCUUCAGCGAUGGCUUUCCAUUGGAGAAGGCGAUCGAGUACGCUCGGCUAAGGAAACCCUUCUGCGUCAACGACUUGCCCAUGCAGACGAUAUUGUGGGACAGGCGAUUGUGCUUGCGUAUACUCGACCUCAUGGCUGUCAGGACACCGAAGCGUCUGGAGAUCAGCCGAGAUGGUGGACCAGUGAUCUUGAGCCGCGACAUAGCAGCACGUGCUAAUGAGCUUACUGGUCUGAAGCUUGAAGGCAGUGAUAAUGGUCGAGGAGGAGGGGAAGCUCCACCAUAUGACGUUCACGUGGAAGACGACAACGAUACCCUGGUUGUCAACGGUCGUAAGUUGACAAAGCCAUUCGUGGAGAAGCCUGUUAGCGGCGAGGACCAUAAUAUCAACAUAUACUACCCGAAGUCACAAGGAGGAGGUGGGCGAAGACUGUUCCGAAAGAUCAACAAUAAGAGCUCGGAGAAGGAUGAUAAGUUGGAAAUCCCACGUGCCAUCACCGAGCCGGAGCAGAGCUACGUCUACGAACAAUUCCUGAAAGUUGAGAAUGCUGAAGAUGUGAAAGCCUACACCGUCGGUCCUGACUUCUGCCACGCCGAAACUCGAAAGUCACCCGUCGUGGACGGUAUCGUUAAGCGCAACCCAAACGGCAAGGAACUUCGCUACGUUACUAGCCUGCGCAAAGAAGAGCAAGAGGCGGCUGCAAAGAUUGCUACGGGGUUUGGUCAGCGGGUUUGUGGGUUUGAUAUGUUGAGGGUGGGCGAUAAGAGCUAUGUGAUUGAUGUUAAUGGGUGGAGUUUUGUGAAGGAUAACAAUGAGUAUUAUGAUCAAUGUGCGAGGAUUAUGAAGAGUAUGUUUAUCCGGGAGAAGUUGAGGUGGGAACGAGGACCUGCCACGCCUAGUGAGGAUAGUGAGGGUGAUGUGUUGGGUGCGGGAACGCCGCCGAGGAGGAGCAUGACGCUGGGGAGGGAGAAGGAGAACGCGAGGAAUUCUUCCGAGAAGGCACGGAGUGGUGAUGGGCAGGCUGGACACUACAAUGCGCUUAAGAGUGUGUUUGGUUCGAGGUCGUUUAGUCAGCUGCGGGAUAGUGUGUCCAAUGCGGCGCACAAGGUCGGCCAUCCUCAUGGUGCGAGGAGUCCGAGUGGUACGACGAGCCCUCUGACUAGUCCAGCGAGUAUGGAGCGCCAGGCGAAUCUGCCACUGAAAAGAGGACCGGCCAUGCCUUCCAAUAUCGACGAGGUUCUCCCGCCACCGGCUGUCAAUACUUCGAAUGGCCCGAGUAGUCAGGAUACAUCCAGCGCAGAGACUGUGCUCGAAGGGCCUGUACCGACUGCUCGCGAACCAGAGCCUAUGGAUCUUCCUGCUCCUGCUGUGAAGUCGCAAUGGAAAUUGAAGGGUAUGGUGGCCGUCAUAAGACACGCGGAUCGCACACCCAAGCAGAAGUUCAAGUUCACUUUCCACACCAAACCUUUUGUCGAUCUAUUGAAAGGGCAUCGCGAGGAAGUAUUAUUGGUCGGUGAAGCGGCUCUGGAGAGUGUGGCUCGUGCGGUCGAGAUGGCACAGAAGGAAGGACUGGAGGACAAGGCGAAGCUGGCGACGUUGGCUAAUGCUUUAAGGAGGAAAAGAGGAUUGGUGGGCACGAAGGUGCAGAUCAAGCCCAUGUUCAAGAAGCCUAAGAAGGAGGAGAAGGGUACUCUGGGUGAAGGGGGCGAGAUGGCUGCUGUGCCGGCGCCGGCUGAAACUCCUACGACUGAUGCCACGAGUACCACAGCAGGCAAGCACCAGAAGCGACAGGAUUCGAUCUCAGAAGUCACUCUCUCCCGUGCUGCGGCUGCCGACAAUAAUUUGGUCCUCGACAAACUGCAGCUGGUGAUGAAGUGGGGUGGUGAGCCCACCCAUUCUGCUCGAUACCAGGCUUCCGACCUGGGCGAGAACAUGCGCAAUGACUUGAUGCUCAUGAACCGCGACGUCAUCUCCAAUACCCGCAUCUUCACCUCUUCCGAGCGCCGCGUCACGACUUCCGCCCAGAUCUUCGCUUCUGCUUUCCUGGACCAGAAGGAUCUGGACGCCGAUCCGGAUCUUAACGGCAUACGGACACGGAAAGAUCUUUUGGAUGAUAGCAAUGCGGCGAAGGAUGAAAUGGACAAAGUGAAGAAGCGGUUGAAGGGGCUUUUGAGGAAAGGUGAGAAGGCUCCUGAACAGUUUGCUUGGCCUAAGGAUGGCACGCCGGAGCCGUAUCUGGUUGUGAGGGAUGUGGUGGAUUUGAUGAGGUUUCAUCGGAGGGUUAUGGGGGCGAAUUUUGCAAGGUUGAAGGGUAGUGAGGCUGUUGUUGCGCUGGAGAAGCUGAAGCAUCCGGAGAAAGGGGCUGGUGGGGCGAGUAGUGCGGAUGGUUCUGGUGCGGCGGCGCAGGGUCCGGGGUGUGAGGGCGAGGCGGUGCAGGCGAAGGCUUCUGAGGUGCAACCUAGGUGGUGUACUGGUGAAGAUGCAGAACUGUUCCGUGAACGGUGGGAGAAGUUGUUUGCGGAGUUUGUGGAUGCGGAGAAAGUGGAUCCUAGUCGGAUCUCGGAGUUGUACGAUACGAUGAAGUUUGAUGCCUUGCAUAAUCGGCAAUUUCUGGAGUGGGUGUUUACGCCUAGAGGUGGGGAGGAUGAGGAUGAGGCGGAGAGGAUGGCGAGUGAGGCUGGGAUGCCGGGGUUGGCGAGGACGGAGAGUAAGGUUGCCAGGGAGGAGUUCUGGGCUAGCCAUGAGGCUGGGGUGGGUGUGAAGGAGGAUGAUGGGAAGGAAGGUGAGGCUCAUGUGGACGGCAAGCAACAGGCAAGGACGGAUACUAUGGCAAGCGGUGCAAAAUCGUCGACAUUGAGCGACCGUGCGGGCAUCCGUCGACGAAGUCAAGAACUUAUGAAUGUUGUUCGGCCGGCCAUUGUGUUUCGGGAAUCCUACUUCAACCUCUUCACCGGUGAUACAAGUCUGCCAACCUCCGCCGCGAAGCACGAUGCUCGUCUCGAUAAGCUGAAUAAGCUGUAUACGCUGGUGAAGACACUCUUCGACUUCAUCGGACCACAGGAGUAUGGUAUCACGGAAGAUGAGAAACUCGAGAUCGGUCUUCUCACAUCCCUCCCAUUGCUGAAAGAAAUUGUGAAAGAUCUGGAGGAAGCGCAAGCAAACGAAGACGCCCGCAGCUUCUUCUACUUCACAAAGGAGUCCCACAUUUACACUCUCCUGAACUGCAUCCUCUGCGGCGGCAUCCGCAGCAAAAUCGCGCGCAACGCCAUCCCGGAGCUCGACUAUCUGAGCCAAAUCUGCUUCGAGCUCUACGAAGCUGAAGACACCGAACACCCCAUCGACCCCGAACACCCAGACCAAGUCUACUACAACUACUCCAUCCGCAUCGCCAUCAGUCCAGGCUGUCAUACCUACGAUCCACUGGACGUACAGCUAGAUAGCAAGCAUACUAUUGGGCGUGCGCCACGCAGGACCUUGAUGCCGCAUACGGAGUGGAGGGUUGUACUGGAGACAUUGAGGGAGAAGUUCGAAAGGGUUGACUUGCCGAGGAGUUUUACGGCGGUCAAUUUGAGUGAGAAGAUGGGAGGGGAGGGUGGUGGUGCUGAGAGUGAAGGGCUGGUGCCUAAAGAGGAGGUGAAGGGAAUACGACACCACCGGUACGUCGGCCGACGUUGA
Messenger RNA from Recurvomyces mirabilis, 4623 nucleotides. RefSeq names its product inositol hexakisphosphate and diphosphoinositol-pentakisphosphate kinase (gene VIP1). Bases 1 to 4623 code for a protein of 1540 amino acids. Gene Ontology annotation, molecular function: inositol hexakisphosphate kinase activity; diphosphoinositol pentakisphosphate kinase activity; 5-diphosphoinositol pentakisphosphate 1-kinase activity. Gene Ontology annotation, cellular component: cytosol. NCBI's taxonomy places the organism in Eukaryota, Fungi, Ascomycota, Dothideomycetes, Mycosphaerellales, Teratosphaeriaceae. The record is from RefSeq and is a predicted model, not a curated record. The transcript has a single exon. Gene Ontology annotation, biological process: inositol phosphate biosynthetic process; inositol metabolic process.